Dermacentor andersoni is the source of this 2525-nucleotide messenger RNA. RefSeq names its product solute carrier family 2, facilitated glucose transporter member 8-like. Gene Ontology annotation, cellular component: membrane. Gene Ontology annotation, biological process: transmembrane transport. Gene Ontology annotation, molecular function: transmembrane transporter activity. NCBI's taxonomy places the organism in Eukaryota, Metazoa, Arthropoda, Arachnida, Ixodida, Ixodidae. The record is from RefSeq and is a predicted model, not a curated record.
UUUGUUUUGUUGCUGGGAAGUGAUUAAGCUUUGUGUGAUUUCAAGAAAGUAGAAACACGAGUACCACGCUAAUUCUUACUUUUGUUACUCUUCCUAAUUUAAUUUCUCUCAAUUAAUUUCGUCCUAGAUUGUUCAAUCAAUAUUCGUUUUGUUUCUUUUAAAAUGUAAGCGUCCAUUCGCUUGGUCUCCCUUCUUGAUUACACAACACUCCAUUAUACCAGUUUCGAGUUUCAAGCUCAUUUUUCUGAUGUGACUAGCUGCGUGCAAGAUGAUCCCAUUCUUGCCCCAUCCGCCAUUGUGGGUAGGUGCCAUAUCUUUUUUAAUACGGCACGAAAUUGAAUCUAUGGCAUCAUCAUCAUCAUCGCUAACCCCCUGAGAAUCAAGACGAAGAAACUAAGGAAGCAGGAUGGAUGCCACGUCCGCACUUCAGUCAAUCGCAAUGAAUUCAGGUGAAGCGGUUCACUCCCGAAUGACGUCCAACACUGCGGCUCUAGCGGUCGACUUACAACCAAGCUUCAAUGCCGCCGCACCGGAAGACAAGGACGCGGCCAUGGUGGUCUCGGGCACGACCUCAGCAGCAGGUCCCGCACCGGCCGCCAGCCGUCCGCUUCUGCAGUCGCUGGUUGCCUGUUGGACGGGUUCCGUGUGCCUGGGCACGGUCGUCGGCUACGCCGUUCCCGCGUGGACGAGCCUCAAGGGAGAUCCGCGCUUCACCAACAUAGACCCCUUCUGGUUCUUCUCGCUUGGGCUUCUCGGGGCCGUGGGCGGCUCCGUGGUUGGCGCAAUGUCGGCACAAGCCAUUGGGCGCCGCCGCACCCUGGCAGUCAGUGCCGUGGGCGCCCUCUGCACCUGGCUGUGCGUCGGCUGCGCGGAGCAGUUGUGGUAUCUCUACAUUGGCCGCCUCAUCAACGGCUUUUUUGCCGGUAUGCUGUCCCUGGUGGUGCCAGCACUCAUCGCUGAGCUGGCCGACGCCAGGAACCGAGGCGCUCAGGGUGCUCGCCACUACAUCAGCAUGCUCAUCGGCUCAAUAUAUGUCGGCUUGCUGGGACGCUACACGGUUUGGUCCAGCGUGGCGUUUGCAUGCAUCAUACCAGCGGUCGCGCUGCUUCCUUUGUCCUGGUUCGUCGUGGAAUCUCCACGCUGGCUUCUGCAGAUUGGCCGCCGUGAAAGCGCCAUGGCCAUGCAGCGAAGCCUGCGCAAGGAACCGGUCGAGGCCAACGCUGAGUUCAGGCUGAUGGAGAGGGCAUUCUCGCGUGCCGUAACGCCAUCGCUGCACUACUGGCUGGCGGCGCACAUGAUGUUCCUGCAGCAGUUCUGCGGAGCCAACAUUGCUGCAACCUACGCGCGAGUAAUCGUGGCGGCGGCGGGCAUCGAGCUGGACGAGGGCCACGCCGAUCUCGCCAUUCUCACCAUACAGUUGGCGGUGGCAUGUGCUGCCCUUCCCCUGAUGGACACAGUGGGUCGUCUGCGUCUACUGGUGGCCUCCGCGAACAUAUGCGUCGUAAGCAUGAUCCUGCUGGCAAGCGUGUAUCCAAGCAUGCCAGCUGACGCCAUGCUGUACACCACUAGCAAGGCGUCCACUGCUGCGAACGCCACCGAAAUGGCGGCAGGCGGAUCCGGCGCUAAUGGGAGCCCGCUGGGACUCAUCUUCCUGGCUGUCUUCUACUUUGGCUACGCACUCGGUCUUGGGCCCCUGACUUGGAUACAGGCCGUGGAGCUGACGCCCCUUCGCGGCCACGGCGUGGAACUAGGAAGCGUGUGCACCUUCUACUGGGCGUGCGCUUUCUGCAGCGUGGCCUUCUUCGAGCGCGUUCGCAGAGACUUCGGCUUCAGCGAACUUGGUUGGUUCUACGGCACACUAACCCUGGCCAACGGGCUGGUGCUGUACUACUUCAUGCCGGAGACGAAGCAGCUCGCCCUGGAGACCAUCCUGCUGGACGAAUGCCCCGUCGAGAACAUGCUUGGCCGGCGUCGCUCGUUCUACCCGAGCGCUGUGGCUCGCAGCAAGCGGACAACUCUGUCAUCGGCGGCUGGCAGUGAUCGUCUGGGAGUCUCCCUGCCCUCCUUGGCUCUCCCGUGCAAGUCGGAGAGCCUGUCCGCUGAUAUCCCCAGCCCUUUCAAGGCUCACAAUUCGCCGGGUGUACCGUGCCAAGAACAGCCUUUCACUCGUUGAGAUGACGUACCUCCACGCGUAUAUUGUCUUCGCGCACGCUAUCUACUGGUUGCGCGCGAUAAAAAAAAAGAAGACUAGUAGUAAUAAUAAAACGAAAAGCAAGGAAACACGACAAGGUCACUUUCGAGCGGUACUCCUCGCAUUUCGUUUUGACACUCACUAUGGUGAAGGAGCCGUCGUAACACGUUAUACCCAAUUCUGAGAGGUCCCCUCACCGUAGUUUCAGAAAGUGAAGAGGCCCUAUUUUAUUCCAUAGCCUGUUAUGUGCACAGUUUCGUUAGUCAGCGGCUGGGCCGUCUCGCGGAGGCGCAAACUAACAACGCGCCAUUAUUCAUUGGUCUGCGGUCGCUAC